Messenger RNA from Acytostelium subglobosum LB1, 4119 nucleotides. RefSeq lists its product as hypothetical. NCBI's taxonomy places the organism in Eukaryota, Evosea, Eumycetozoa, Acytosteliales, Acytosteliaceae. The record is from RefSeq and is a predicted model, not a curated record. Bases 1 to 4119 code for a protein of 1372 amino acids. The transcript is spliced from 7 exons. Gene Ontology annotation, molecular function: ATP binding; ATP-dependent chromatin remodeler activity; metal ion binding.
AUGAAUACACGUAAAUCAUCAUUAUUAUCAACUGCUGCUAAUGCAGCAGAUGUUGUUAUCAAAUUGGAUGAUCCUACAACACCUCCGACUACAACAUCACCAACAUUAUCAACUUCAUCAACAUCAUCAACGCAAGGUGAUGACACCAGCACACCUAUACUAUUGAGUAUAGGUAAAAGAGCAAUAAAGUCAAAGUUCAAGCAGGAGCCAGAGGAGGAGAGGACACCACCUGUAAACAUAAAGAAGGAGAGAAAGGCAAAGAAGGAGAAGAUCGACAAGAAGAUGGUCAUUGAUGAAGUUCCAUCAUCAUCAUCAUUGGCAGCAGAGGACGAAGUUCUUGAUGAUGUAUCAUCGUCAACAACAACAAACGGCAACAACAACAAUGAGGAUGAUCCAUUCGAUAUGACAGAGAUGGAGGAGGCUGUAUAUUGUAUAUGUAGAAAGGGAGAAGGAGACAAGUUCAUGCUGGCAUGCGACGAGUGUAAUGAAUGGUAUCAUGGAGAGUGUGUUGGCGUCUCAGAGGCUGACGCUGCGGCCAUCAAGUACUAUGCAUGUGCAAAGUGUAAAGAAAAGACAACCCAAGAGGAACGCAAUCAUGAUGGUACACUCAAGAGACUGAAGAAGAAGAGCAAGAAGCGUGCAUUGUCAGACUCGUCCGACCCAUUGAUGGAUGAUAUCUUCAGUCCAGACAACAGCAACAACAACAUUGAUGAUCAAGCAAUGUCAAUCACACCACCACUGACAUCAACUUCAACAACAUCGUCAACAUCAACAAAAAUCUCUCCGGCCAAGGUUAAGAGGGAGAACUCUCUUCCUCCUUUGUCUGCACCGGUGUCUGAUGGCAUCAUCUCAUCAUCUGGUGUUAGUCUUUGCUUCGAUGUGGACAAUGAUCAAGUUGUUGAUACCAAGACAGCACUUUUGGAGCGAAUCAAGAGGAAGAAGGAUGAACUAAGCUCAUCACAGAGUACUGUCAAGUUGGAAUCAUCAUCGUCUCAAUCAAGCUUCAGCAGUGGCAGUAGUAGCAGCAGCAUCAACAACAACAGCAACAAUAGCAAUGGCCAUGGCUCAAGCUCAGAACCAAACGCAACAUCGAUGCAGGAGUGGACCGAUCGGUUCCAGGAACAGUUCCCAACGUUGAAGCUUUGGAAGGUCAGCUCACUGUGGGUCGAGUCAAAGGGCAACACAGAGAAGGCUGUUGAGUUGGCCAAAGCAUAUCUCGAGCAACAAAAGACGACGCCCAAGGUCAAGACACAGCCGGGCCUCACACAGUCACAACCAUCUGCACCUGUCAGCACCGGUGCAUCAGCUUUGUUUGAGCCCGAUCCCGUCGAUGACGAAGAGAAGACUUGGUUCACACAAUUGGGCCAGGUACCAGUACAUCCCAAGUCAGAGGAAGAUGCCAACAAUAACAACAACAAUAACAACAAUAACAACAGCAUCCUUGAGGUCAACGUGGUCAAACAACAAUGGGCAAAGCAGAUCAGGAUAAUCGAGAAUCAAUCCAUCAUGCUCGUAACCAACAUGGUGGCCGACAACACACCUAUCUACUUCACCAAGUCCAACAUCAUGGACAACCAUCCACCACAGUCGAUCUUGGCCCAUGUGCAAGCCACACACCAGUUUAUCGGCUAUCUCCGUCUGGGCACAGGCGCCACAGGCCAAGACCUCAACGCAAUGGUGUUCCCACUGCUGCGCACUGGCUUUGUGAGGAUGGUUGGCACGCUCAGACUGGUCAGCUACCAGUCGAAUCAGUUGGCCGCUGUGUCACACGUCACGCUCUUCCUCACCUACAAGAGUCAUCUGACGGCCAACGACAAGACACUGCCCACCGGCAUGGACCUGGACCUGCCUCUCCAGGGCAUCAACCCAUUGAAUAAGUUCCUCACCGAGCUCGGUCUCAUCAGCGCCAUGCUCAGCGACAACCCACAGAUGCUGCUCGCACCCGACAACCUGGAUGGCCAACUCGACUUUAUCAGCACCAACCUGCAGAAGCUUGAGCCGCCACCCCUUGUAAAAGUCACACUCAGAUCACAUCAGCUCGAAGGACAUUGGUGGAUGAUGAAUCGUGAGAGGAACCCAGAGACAUCAUUCAACACAACCUUGAACUCAUACUGGAGAAGAUUCAUAUUCAACGAUGGUACACCAUUCUAUUACAACUUAUACUCUGAUAAGAUAAGUCUUUAUGCUCCAAUGACAGAGACUAGUAUAUCUGGUGGAUGUUUGUUUGAUGAUAUGGGUCUUGGAAAGACUAUUAUGAGUAUAUGUACUAUAAUGGGCAAUCAUCCAAAGUAUAGUCCUCAUCCACAACACGCAGAGAUAUUGAGAGGCCUCAGGAAACACAAUUCCUACUUCCGCAACAAGCCUCUCCCCAAGACCACACUGAUCAUCUGUCCCAACUCGUUGAUCAUCAACUGGAGGAAAGAGCUGACCAAGUUUGUCAACAAGGAUGUCGGUCUUCGUAUCCUCGAGUACUGUGGUCCAGGCAGACACAAGAACUUGAGAGACUUUGAGAACCACGAUAUAGUCCUUACCACGCCAAAUACAUUUGCUUUAGAGUUCAAGUCAUAUCAGAGUGAGUCAAGACGAGCACCUUUGAACAGUGUGUAUUGGUGGCGUGUGAUUGUGGACGAAGCGCAGUAUAACAAGCCAAAGACAUUGUUCUUCAAGGCAUUGUCAGAGAUGCGCUCGGUCAAUCGUUGGUUGCUCACUGGAACACCCGUCCAGAACUACCUGGAAGAGAUGUAUCCCCAUCUGCAUUUCCUGCAGGUGCACCCCGUCGCCACAGACAUUGGCAGUUGGCGCUCCUAUAUCGAGCGCACCAAGAACAUCCCAUUGCUGCGAUCCACUUUAAAGCCAAUCCUUCUGAGACGAACCAAGAUGACCGUGGGCAUGAUCGAUCUGCCGCCCAAGACAGUCGAGAUUGUCAGGCUCCAGUUUGACGUAGAGGAGUCAGAGUACUACAACGCAAUAUUUGAGGAAGCUGCCAAGUUCAUCGACGCCCUGUAUCGCCAAGGGGGUAUCCUCAAGAACUAUGCCAGUGUCUUGGCAAAGAUCUUGAGACUAAGACAGAUUUGCGAUCACAGGAUGUUGGUAAUCCAAAAGAGAGGAUCAGAUGACGUUGCCGAAGAAUGCCAGAUAUGUGACGAUUCACCUCAAUACCCAGUGAUGAACAUUUGUAAGCAUUGGUUCUGUUUGGAUUGUAUCUUGGACCGUAUCAAGACGGAGCAGGAGGGAGGCAACGAUUCUCCCAAGUGCCCAGAGUGUAAGUUGAGCAUUAGUCUGAAUCAAGAAGAGCUCCGCGAUACAAUCGCCAAGAAGAAGGCCGAUGACGAAGCGCUCGAGGCAGAGGCAAGGGCUGCUUCAGCCGCAUCACUCGCAGACAAGUUGAAGCGUGACCCUGAUGGCAACUUUGCUGCGAUCCAACCCACUGGCCUCAGGCCACAGACCAGCUUCAGUCUUCUCCAACGCGCACAAGACCUUUGCAACUCCAGCUUCACAUCGACCAAGGUGAAGGCAUUGCUCCAGCAGAUGAAUAUCAUCUUUGAUCAAGAGAAGGGAUGUAAGAUUGUUAUCUUCUCACAAUGGACAACGAUGUUGGAUCGUAUUGAAGAUGUAUUCCAUGAGAAUGGAUGGAAGCGAGAGGAGAGAUAUGAGCGAUUCGAUGGAACAAUGUCACAGAUCAGGAAGAAUGAAGCUGUGGAGCGAUUCCAGGAGGAAGGUGGUCCCGUCGUCAUGCUCAUCUCUCUCAAGGCCGGUGGAGUUGGUCUCAACCUAACAAGAGCGAGCAAGGUGUUCAUGGUUGACCCAUGGUGGAACGUGGCCAUGGAGAACCAGGCUAUAGAUAGACUGCAUCGUAUUGGACAGACUAGGCCUGUCGUUGUCAAGAAGUUUAUCAUUGAGAGAUCGAUCGAGGAACGUAUACUUGAGCUGCAGCAGUCAAAGGAGGACAUGACACAGGCUAUCCUGGACGAGAAGUACGACCCGACCAAGAAGAUCAGGAAGGUCAGUCUAUCACUCGAGGACAUCAGACUGCUGUUCACAGGCUUCGAAGGACAGUACAAGAGUUUGGUGGGACAACGUACUGCCGCGUAUGUCGCUCAGCAGUUGGCUGAGAUGUAA